GGGGAAUUAAACCGUCAGAAGGUUCAAAGUGACAACAGGGGGAUUAACUCAGUCCCUUUCUAGUUUAAAUUCCCUUGGGGUACUAAACCCUGUGCACCGAACAAGCCCUCAAGGUGAAGCUCGACAGGUUUGAGAGUCCUAGUUGCUUUGAAAGAACCAAGCAACAAGAUGCAGGCUGAGGCUGUCAACAAUCUACAGAAUUACCUGGAGGAACCAGAAGGGCAGUACCUCAUCCAGCAACUACUAUUGAAGGAGUUGUUCAUAUAAAGAUCAAAACACCAGAUCCCCAUAAACCAUCGUGUGUGAUCGGCUGAAGGGCAGUACCUCAAGCUACUACUAUCGAAAGAGCGGUUCAUGUAGGGAUCAAAACACCAGCUCGGCAUGGAGCUGUUUGUGUUUCGGAAACGCAAUCGAGCCUUGCAGAGGAGGUGAGUAGGUGACCUGCUAGGAAAUCAGCACCAUAUCUCCUGAGCAUUAUUUAUGGAUAGUCUACCAGAUAAUUUUUUUUGCCCCUUCUGCACGGACCUUGUAUAUUAUGUGACAUGUAUCCGGCCAAGAACAGGUUGAGGUUUCACAGUUUGUUGUAUGUCUAUACCCUGUACCGUGGCCAACUCUGCCCGCCUGUAAUGAGGCCGAAUUUUUUGAGAAAUGGUCUAAACAAUGCUAUUAGGUCUUGUUGAAACUAUGCAUACUUUUUUGACCGAAGUGAAACUAUGCAUACUUGACACUACCAGUGAAUGUAUAGCGUAUAUCUAAGUAUAUCAUAAAACCUAUGAAUCUAAACAUACUAUAUCGUUUUAUAAUUUACUAAAACGUCUUGUAAUUUGAAAUAGAGGGAUUAAUUUUGAACGGAGGAAGUAUUAUAAUUCGGAACGGAGGGAAUAAUUUAGAACGGAGGAAGUAUGUAGCGCGCGAGAAUGAGAUGACCUAGGAAAUUUGGGCUCAUAGAGACAUAAAUUUUGCGCGCGCUUGUCCUCCUUUCCCGCUCGACGCCGCCGCUCGUCCCGGCGUCCCGCCCAUCUCGCCCCGCGCGAGAGCUGCUCCGCCCGCGCCACUGUGGGUGUUGCCAUCUUGCCAACCACCCAGCCCUUCCCCUCUCUGCCACCGUCACGGCGCACUCUCCUCUCCCACGAAUUCGUCAGGCUGCAUGCUAAUGCUAAGACGAGCUCGCUCUUAAAGUUGUUUUUUGGAAACUCUUCGUCAGAUGAUGAUGACGAGUUCGAGUUUGAGAUGAUGAUACUAUAUUUGUUGGCUGCCACUAUGAGCAACAAGAGGCCCAAACAUUGUGGUCCUCUGCGAAGGCGUGCUUUGGUUUGUCGGAAAAAGGCCAGACAUGCUAAGCUUAUGGAGGACCAGUCACCAUUACCCACACGCAGAGACCAAUCCAGCCACUGCCACCUAGCUGCCUCUUCGAGGGUUAGUUCAAGAAGACGCCAGAUCGGUUUUGCAAAAGAGUGUGUCACCGAGAUGCCACGCGCACUGCUGGACUGCGGCCCGUGCAAGCGGCCACGCCUUGGGUGGGACGUCGGCCCUGCUGAGAUGCAUCAGAUGGCCUUCUCUGACGAUGAUGAUAUCCUUGACCAAUGGUUGGAGCAAGAGGAGUCCGAUGAUGAUGACUACUACAUUGCAGCUGCUCUUCUAGCCCACGUGGAGCGUGAGAGGAGCAAGAAGCACUGUGUUUCAGUCCCAGGUCACCAGGUUCAGAUAGGCCUUUGUGGGCAAGAAGUUGUAAAUGCCAUCAGUGCUGUGGAGUUGGGCUUCUCUUCGGAAGCUAUUGUUUCCUCUCCUGUCAACCAAGAGCAGCCUCGUGAUGAGUCCACUCCACUGAGAGAAGAUGACAAAUAUGGGCGUUAUGUUUUUGCUGUUGGAGACAACCUCACAUCUCGCUGUACCUUUGGUCAGGUGUUGGAAUGCUGGGAUAGGGAAAGGAAAGAAAUGGUGGCUAUCAAGAUCACCAGAGGCACUAAAACGUACAGGGAUGCUGCAAUGAUAGAAAUUGGCAUACUUGAGCAGCUUGGAAAAUAUGAUAAAAGUAGAUCCAGGCUUCAUCCCGAUCCCCAAUGGAGGGAUCCUAUUAUAAGUGGUUGCCCAAGUCCAAUGCUAUCAAGGUGAUUGAUUUUGGUAGCACUAUCUAUGGUCGACUGGAUCAGAGUUAUCUGGUAUCCAUUAGGCAUUAUCGGGCUCCAGAAGUUAUAUUGGGGCAUGGAUGGAGUUACCCAUGUGAUAUCUGGAGUGUUGGUUGUAUUCUUAUUGAGCUUUGCACGUCCCACUCUGCAAAAUACAUCAGAGAAGGACGUCUGAAUUGGCCUGGGGGCUGCACUUCAUGGGAGCGCAUGAAAGCUGUGACGAAAUUGCCCAGGCUUCAGAGUCUGGUGAUGCGUAAUGUGGAUCAGUCUGCCGGGGAUAUCAUUGACCUUUUGCAAGGGCUGCUCAAGUAUGAUCCAGCAAAUCGCCUGACAGCGCAGGAGGCGCUGAGGCAUCCCUUCUUCACAGAAGAGUUUUGAGUGAAAAUAUUCCUUGCGGCCUCAUCGUUGGUUAUCUAAUACUUAACUUACUGUCUUAGAAAUUCCGUCCUCUUCUGUGUGUAACACAGAGCAUCUGUACAGAAGCUGAAAUGGAGUUGUUUCAAUCUUGUUUGGUUGAAACAUAGUGUGUCAACUGAUGAAGUUGUAUGAUUGUAUCACAAGGGAAGUCAAAUCUGAGUUGGGCACGUAUUAUCCCUGGUCUGGUUAUGAA
Molecule: messenger RNA, 2736 nt
Organism: Sorghum bicolor (sorghum)
Lineage: Eukaryota; Viridiplantae; Streptophyta; Magnoliopsida; Poales; Poaceae
Exons: 10
Coding region: 1231-2112 (293 amino acids)
Biological process (GO): protein phosphorylation
Cellular component (GO): nucleus
Molecular function (GO): protein kinase activity
Source: RefSeq, a predicted model, not a curated record